CCCAAAAUUUUUUCUCCUAAAUUGAUUUCUAUGCGGCUUUACUUCAAGGGAUUCUCUUCAUUUUCGAUUUCCUAUUCGGAACGAUCCAACUCAGCGUCUCCCCCGGUGAGUUAAGUAUUGAGUUCGAUCGGUUUUAUCUAUCUUCUAAAAUCAUUGCUUUAUUGAAGCAUCCAAUUGAGAAAACUGAAACAUGGAUCAUUAGUUGAAUGCCCAUUUACCUAAAUCUUUUAAAUUAAUGUUAUAUGAUAUAAUAUAUAUAUGGAAGUUUCGCUGUAAUUUGAUUUACAAAAUAGAGGUUUUUAUAUAUUUUGUGGGGUUUUGGUCAUGCAAUUAUCAUCGACCUCGAUUUCUUCAUCGAAACGGAAGGAUUUUGGCCAAAAAUCGGGUACUAGGAUUCAAACAAAGCAUAAAAGAUUAGAUGCAAUAUGUGAGAAAGAGUAUAAUAGAAAUCAUGGAGAGGGGAAUGAGGGGAAUGGUGUUGGUGGGUCGGAGAGUGUGGAUUUGGAGCUCCGUAGGAGCUCAAGGGUUAGGAGAGCGCCAGUUAUUUUGGAUGUGUCACCUCCACCUCCAAAGAAAAGGCGGAAGAUUGGGAAGAAUGGGAGGUUUGGUCCGGACAGGAGGAGGUUAGGGAGUGUGAAGGAGGAGGAGGGGGAGGAGGAGACGAGGGAUGUGCAGACACUGGGGAGUUGGAGGUCAAGGUUGAGGACAAGGGCAAGGAAUGUGAGUGUCAAAGUGAAGGCAGAGGAGAGAGUUUUUCCGAGUAGGAGAAAGCUUUUUGAGCAUAUAGGUGGGAGUGAGGAGGAGCAGGAGGAGCAGGAGGAGGGUGAACUGGAUGUGGGGGAAAUGAUGGUAGUGAAAUCCAAGAGGCCGUGGAGGAUUAAGGCGGUGAGUAGUUCAGGGAGUGAAGAAGCGGUGGAGAUUUGUCAAGUGGAACACAAAAGGGGGGUAAAAACAGAAGAAAUUAAAGGUGAUGUAGUGGUGGAGGGUGCACCUGUUUUAGAAAGUGAAAUGAGUCAUGGAAAUGAUAGGAGGGAUGAGGUUGUGGAGGGUCCAGUAGUUUUAAAGAGUGAACUGAGUCUUGGAAAUGACACGUGGUUGCAUGGCAAUGUGGUUGAGGUGGUUAAAGAAGACGAUAGAGAAGUAUCAAAUUGUAUACAAUCAGAGGAGGGGUGCAUUGGCCAUGAAAAUGUUGAGGUAACUGAAACAAUUGAAAGAGUGGAGCUGAGUGAAGAACAAGUUCAACAGUUAGAAUGUCAGAAUGAAAGAGCAAAUGAAGAGGAUGUUGUAGAAGUAGAUAAUGUUCUAGAGGAAGUUGAGGAUGGUGGUGUUCAGGAUGCAAAAGAUGAUGGAUUGGUGAAGGUUGCUGAAAAACCUUUAGAACAUCAGAAUGAUAUGAAGGUAGAAGAGUCAAAUCAAGCAGCUGCUGAUACAACUGGCAAGCGACGUAUCAAACAAGGGAGAAGGUGUGGUUUGUGCGGUGGUUGGACUGACGGCAAACCCCCAAAGAAGCUGGCCCAUAAUGCAGGUGAUAGUGAAAAUGAAGCAUACAGCUCUUCAGCUUCAGAGGAACCAAACUAUGAUAUUUGGGAUGGGUUUGGUGAUGAACCUGGGUGGCUUGGUCAUCUCCUGGGUCCUAUAAAUGAUCGUUAUGGUAUUGCUGGAAUCUGGGUUCAUCAAAACUGUGCAGUAUGGAGUCCUGAGGUUUAUUUUGCUGGCUUGGGCUGCUUAAAAAAUGUUAGGGCAGCACUUUGUAGAGGAAGAGCAUUAAAAUGCAGCAGAUGCGGGAGGCCAGGAGCAACAAUUGGAUGUCGUGUUGAUCGGUGUCCUAGAACAUAUCACUUGCCUUGUGCAAGAGCAAAUGGCUGUAUCUUUGAUCAUCGCAAAUUUCUCAUAGCCUGCACUGAUCAUAGGCAUCUCUUCCAACCACAUGGUAUUCAAUAUUUAGCCCAGAUAAAGAAAAUGAAAGGUAAGAAAAUGAAGUUGGAAAUGAGGAAGGUAUCAAAUGAUGCAUGGCGAAAGGAUAUUGAAGCUGAAGAAAAAUGGUUGGAGCAUUGUGGUGAGGAUGAAGAGUUCCUGAAACGUGAGAGCAAGAGACUUCAUCGAGAUUUGUUAAGAAUAGCACCUGUUUAUAUUGGAGGCUCAGAGUCUGAUGGCAUGAAAUCUUUUGAGGGUUGGGAAUCUGUUGCUGGCUUGCAGGAUGUUAUCCAAUGCAUGAAGGAAGUUGUCAUCUUACCACUGUUGUAUCCCGAGUUCUUUGACAAUCUGGGGCUUACACCACCCAGAGGUGUUCUUUUGCAUGGCUAUCCUGGAACAGGUAAAACUCUUGUAGUGCGAGCACUGAUUGGUUCUUGUGCUCGUGGGGAUAAACGGAUUGCAUAUUUUGCCCGCAAAGGUGCUGACUGCUUAGGAAAAUAUGUUGGUGAUGCUGAACGUCAGCUGAGGCUCUUGUUCCAGAUUGCUGAGAGAUGUCAACCUUCUAUAAUAUUCUUUGAUGAGAUAGAUGGCUUAGCACCUCGACGGACUAGGCAGCAAGAUCAAACACAUAGUUCAGUUGUCUCCACAUUGCUUGCUCUGUUGGAUGGUUUAAAGUCCCGAGGUUCAGUUGUGGUGAUAGGUGCAACUAAUCGCCCUGAUGCUGUUGAUCCUGCAUUGAGGAGGCCGGGGAGAUUUGAUCGAGAGAUUUAUUUUCCACUGCCAUCAUUGGAGGACAGGGUUGCAAUCCUUGAACUUCAUACUAAAAAAUGGCCAAAACCAGUUACUGGAUCUUUGCUCAAAUGGGUUGCAAGAAAGACAGUAGGCUUUGCUGGUGCAGAUUUGCAGGCUCUUUGUACUCAAGCAGCUGUUAUUGCUUUGAAGAGGAAUUUUCCUUUGCAAGAAAUUUUAUCUGCUGCUGAAGAGAAAACUCCCAGUGCUAAACGUGUUCCUCUUCCUACUGUCACAGUUGAGGAAAGGGAUUGGUUGGAAGGUUUGUCUUGUUCUCCACCUCCUUGCUCACGUCAGGGAGCAGGAAUGGCUGCUAAUGAUUUAGUUGCCUCACCUCUUCCUACGCAUCUCACUCCUUGUCUCUUAGAACCAUUAUCCACCUUGCUUGUUUCACUCCAUUUGGAUGAACGCCUCUGGUUGCCACCUCUUCUUUCUAAAGGUGGUGCUGUGAUUGAGAGUGUGAUUUUUUCCACAUUGCAUGACAAAAGACUGCCCAAGGAUCAUUGGUGGUCCCAUGUUCAUGAUCUUCUUCAAGAAGGAGAAGUUAUUAAGGAGAUAGAGAGAAGGCUAUCAUGUGCUGGAAUGUUAACUGGAGAGACUAGCUUUGCUGAUUAUGAUGCUUUCAUAGGUGAUAUUAGUGAUUGUGUUGCCAAGUUUGAACCUUCAAUAGUGCGUAAUGGUAGCACGUGCUCUAGUUUGACACAAAAUACCUAUUUUACUUCAACAAGGAAAAUGGGGUUUAGAAUAUUAAUUGCUGGAAGUCCCAGGUCCGGCCAAAAGCAUCUUGCUUCUUGUCUUCUUCACUGUUUCAUUGGGAAUGUUGAAAUACAGAAAGUUGAUUUAGCUACAAUUGUACAAGAAGGAAGUGGUGACUUUAUUCAUGGAGUAACUCAAAUUUUGAUGAAAUGUGCAAGUAUGGGAUCAAGUGUACUUUUUAUGCCAGGAAUAGAUUUGUGGGCUGUGGAAACCAUUAAUCAAGUUGCUGAGGAGAGCAUUUCAUCUUCAACAUUCCAUCAAGCACCCAUGGAGGAAGAUCCUCAACUUGUUGAAAAGGAAAAUGGAUCCUCUCUGCAGCAAUCUGAGUUGGCAGACACAGUGGUGGCUACUGCUACUGUUCAGAGCGUCUCUCAUGCCUGGAGCUUAUUUGUUGAGCAAGUGGAAUCUAUUUGUGUGUCUACAUCCUUGAUAAUUCUGGCUACUUCAGAAGUUCCACAUCUGGAACUCCCUGAUAGAAUAAGGGAAUUUUUUAAGAGUGAUCUACAAAAUUGCAGUCAGAAAACUACAUUAGAGUGCACGGUACCCAGAUUCACUGUGUAUGUUGGCAGGAAUUUCAACCAUGAUAUGGUUAUCAAACUAUCUGCUGCAGAGUUAUCAAGGGAUAUCCUUCAAACGUUUGUUCAUUUAAUUCAUCAAAGAUCACACGUCCAUGAAGAUUCUAAAACAAAAAAUUUUGUCCAAACCUAUGCACUUGCAGAAAAUGACAACACCUCUCAUGGUUUGGCCGGGUUUGAAUCACAAUCUUGUGGUGAUUUGUCUGUUACAGUGCCAGCACCACCAAUCAGCAGUAGAAAUUUGAAGGGUAAAUCAAGCCUGAUUCUGGCAAUAUCUUCAUUUGGCUAUCAAAUUUUGCGAUAUCCUCAUUUUGCAGAGCUUUGCUGGGUGACAUCAAAACUUAAAGAAGGUCCUUUUGCAGACAUAGUUGGUCCCUGGAAGGGCUGGCCAUUCAACUCUUGUAUUAUUCGUCCCACCAAUUCAUUAGACGAGACAGGUGUUGCUUGUGGGUCCAGCAGCAUUAAAAGCAAAGAGAAGUUUGGUUUAGUCAGAGGUCUGGUUGCUGUUGGUUUAUCAGCAUACAGAGGCUUGUACAUGUCACUUAGAGAAGUUUCCUCUGAGGUACGGAAGGUUCUUGAGCUCCUAGUUAGGUGGAUUAAUGUUAAAGUUAACACUGGAAAAGACCGAUAUCAAUAUGUUCGUAUUUUGUCUCAAGUUGCUUAUCUGGAAGAUAUGGUUAACAGCUGGGUGUAUUCACUGCAGAGUUUAGAUCAGGAUGUCCAAAUAAAAGCACAAAGCCCCAAACCAUAUGCUUCGGGAUCUCCAGAUAAUCAUUUUACAUGUGUGAAUGAUGCAGAUCAAAUUAAGGAAUAUGGGCCCAGAAGCUGCUAUGAAUCAGAAGGUCUGGGUGCAAAUACUAAGGAAUUCACCAUGCAAAAUACUGAUUUCAUUGACUUAAACAAAAAGGAUGACUAUUGUGCUCCUAAUCACACGGGAAAAGUUAAAUUUUUUGAAGAAGCUCCACAGGGGAUAGGCCCCAUUGGUAAUACUACUUCAGAGGAGCAUCUUAAUUCUUCUCUGGCCAACCAACUGAUUGUUCAUGUAGAUGAGCAGAAUGGGAGAAAUCCUGGACUAUGUGGGUCAGAAAGUUCUAGGAAUCCUAUGGUUGAGGGAGAAUUAACUGUGCAAAAUAUAGACUGCAUUGACUUGAACAAGAUGGAUGAUGAUUGUGCUUUUAGUCAUGAGGGAAAAAUUGGUCCUGUGGAAGAAAUUGUAGAAAAUAUAAUAAGCCUCAGUGGUAAUACUACUUCAGUGGAGCACCAUAACGUUUCUGUGGCCAGUGAUCCAGUUCUUGUAGACAAGCAGAAUGGGACAAAGCCUGGACCGAGUGGGUCAGUAAGUACUAGAAAUCCUAUGCUUGAGGGAGAUCUUGGGUCAUCAAAACAAUCUAAUAGAUUUGCACCUCGAGAAUCUGUUCUUUUUGCGAAUGGAUUCUGUAGUUCAGAUGAACUGGUUGGUGCAAAGUUCUCUGGCUCUGGGAAAACUUGCAACCAGAUUAAUGCUUCUGAAACAGAGAUUACUAUCACAUCUGAAGAUGGCAAGCCUGAAGAUCAUGAAUACAAAGAAGAUCCAAAUUUCCCUUUAAGUGAAACUGCUCUUCCAGCUGAAUCUGGGGUUAUUUGCUUUUAUCAUUGCUGCUCUGACUGCCUACAUACCCUCCUUAGCUUGAUGCAAAAAAUUUUGCUUAAAGAAUGGAAAUCAGAUGGGUGCCAUUGGACGGUAGAUGAUGUUCAUGAUACAGUUGCGUUAUUGUCUGUGGAUCUUCUUUCAACAGUUAUGAAAGUUUAUGCUGCUGGAUGUAGCAGCAAUAAAUUGGAUGAGAACCUGAGAAAUGAAAUUCAUGGAAAGUUAUCUAACCGUCCAGAGUGGGGCACAUGUCUUUGCAAAAGCUCAGAAAAUAGUUUAGUUAUUCCAACACAAUGUAACUGUCACUCUGUAGGCACCACCUCUCCAAACAUCCAAGUUGGCUUUGAUCCAAAAUUUGUUUACAGAGAUGAAGUGAUGGUUCCUAUAGAUUCUAACAAAGAAGUUUCAUUUCACUGUAAAUUCGAUACAUUGUGCCUUUGUUCCCUUAUAGAGUCUAUAUUAAUGACAAAGCAGCCUUUUGAUUGAUUUUGGCUUUUACAACGGAUUUGUCUAGCUGUGGCAAGGUGAGUUUCUAUGGAGAUUAUAAUCAAAUUUUGUUGGCUGAGCAUUUCCUUAAGACAGCAUUGUUAUCAUAUCUUCUUCCAUGAGGCAUACUAGAAUGGUCUUACUUUCUUCCUAAACAAACUGCUUCCCCAAAUUUUAUUUCUCCAGGGUGGAAGCUAACCUAUAUACCAUGUAAAUAUCAUCCUAGUUACUGCACCUCCGAGUACUGUAAGUAUGUUCUCUUAUGGCCAUCACAUGAUAAUAUAUUCCAAUGAAGGUUUGUCAUUCUGGUGUUUGUCGUCUUAUUGCAUUCUUUUGCUUUCUGCAAGUUAUCCAUUGAUAUCUGUUGAUUUCGA
Molecule: messenger RNA, 6521 nt
Organism: Durio zibethinus
Lineage: Eukaryota; Viridiplantae; Streptophyta; Magnoliopsida; Malvales; Malvaceae
Biological process (GO): transcription initiation-coupled chromatin remodeling; nucleosome assembly; nucleosome disassembly
Cellular component (GO): nucleus
Molecular function (GO): ATP hydrolysis activity; chromatin binding; ATP binding
Source: RefSeq, a predicted model, not a curated record